AUGGAGUCAGUGGAAUCAUGCACGCCAGAGUCACAGAGUGCGCUGGAGACGGGAGCCCUCGGCGGACUGCUGUCGUUCUCUCCUGACACUGCCGGCGUGGUGGGAAAAAUAAUCUUGGUGGCGAAGUGCGGGACAUUCGCAAUUUACCGUCUACGAUGCACCUACAUGCGCACUCUUGUCCUCCGAUUCCUCUUCAUUCUUAUGGAAAAUGCGAUGUGGAUUUGGGUUGGAGACCAGAAAGAGGUUUUUGAGGACUUGGAGGCUGCAUUUCCAGUCACUUUCAGCGGAGCGACCGGAAAUAAGGCAGUCAGCACGUGCCUUUUUUCCUCGGAUGUGGACAGUUCAAGUAGCAUCCUUGCGUCCAAGCUCGCGACUCGAUUGGAAAGACCAGUUUUCCUUUCAGUAAACGUCGACAAAGCAGAUGGGCAAAUGAUCAUGUUUAUUCAGAAGGUCUUGCAAGAGCAAAGUGGCCUUCUGCUGAGGCCCGAUGUGAAACGCGAGAAUGCAGCAGACUAG
Molecule: messenger RNA, 516 nt
Organism: Besnoitia besnoiti
Lineage: Eukaryota; Apicomplexa; Conoidasida; Eucoccidiorida; Sarcocystidae
Exons: 3
Coding region: 1-516 (171 amino acids)
Biological process (GO): proteasome assembly
Source: RefSeq, a predicted model, not a curated record